This is a messenger RNA of Aphanomyces astaci, 1836 nucleotides long. RefSeq lists its product as hypothetical. Gene Ontology annotation, biological process: replication fork processing; response to UV; mitochondrial DNA replication. Lineage: Eukaryota; Oomycota; Saprolegniomycetes; Saprolegniales; Verrucalvaceae. Gene Ontology annotation, molecular function: DNA-directed DNA polymerase activity; chromatin binding. Gene Ontology annotation, cellular component: nucleus; mitochondrial matrix. The coding region runs from base 1 to 1605 and encodes 534 amino acids. The record is from RefSeq and is a predicted model, not a curated record. The transcript is spliced from 7 exons.
AUGAGGUUUCGGCUGCGCUUGGCCAUCGAUGACGAAGAUGUCGGAACUGUGGACGUGGAAUGCCGUGCGGCGGAGAAAAUGGUAUUGUUCCACAUGAAGCAUCGCGCAUUGGUCCUGCGCGAAGCGCACAUCACGGCAUUCCUGCGUCCUCCGUCGUCGUCGACGACGGCGCGCGAUCCCUCCCAGUUGUGCGCAAAUGUGUUGUCGUUGGUGCUGCAGACCGCCUUUCCCACGAUUCCAUGGCUCACGGACGAUCGCGCCACAGGCGGGACAACGCUCCUUCGCAAGCGUCCUCGCAAUACGUCAGUUGGUGUGUCGUUCUACGGACGCCCGUCCUCUGACCCUUCUUCAACCCCCAUGGUCAAUACCGCCUUUGACGCCGCGUUCCAUUACCGCAUCCGGCAUUCCAUCGAGUGUCAAAUCGACGGCACCGCGCCUGUCCAUCACGUGUUUGCGCUACAGCAGCCCGCCAUCGACUUUCUCCGCCGCAUCCAAGCCCGUCGAUCCGCACAUAACCUCAAGCUGUUUUCGUUUGAAACGCGCAGCAGCCGCAAGUUCCUCGUGUCGGACGUGGACGUGUUUUACGACAUGUACAUGCAAACGCCUCCCACGAAGCGCCACGUGUACGAGAUCAUCCAGGACAACGUCCCAUGCCACUUGUACUUUGAUCUCGAAUUCAAACCGGCCUUGAAUCCCCACGUCAAUGGCGACCUCCUCGUUCGACAACUCAAGCAUUUGGUCACGGUGCAACUUUAUCGCAAGUACGGCGUCCUAGUGUCGGUGGCCGACGAUAUUGUGGACUUGGUGUCGACAGCCCCAGACAAAUUCAGUCGGCACCUCGUGGUCAUAGUGCCCGACGGGUGUUUGUUUGCCAACAACUUGGAGGCUGGCCAGUUUGUGAAAGAGUUGCUGGCCGAUUUUGGGCUGGACGGGUACCGCAGCGACGACAUGUCGUUUGACGUGAUGGGAAAAGAUCGUCAAGUGCAAUCUUUCGUGGACACGGGCGUGUACACACGGAAUCGGGCGUUUCGGUGUGUGUGGUCGUCCAAAUACAACUCGGAUCGGAUCUUGACCAGACAUCCCGACUGCCACGUGGCAGCUGCGUCGGACAAGGCGUUCUUCCUCCACACGUUGAUUUGUCCCACAACAUCAUCAUCUUCUUCGUCCCGCCGUCGACUCCUUCGAUGUCGUCGCCGUCGGUCAUCGGCAGCUCGGCCUCAACAUGCUCCGUACGAUUGUCCUUCGCUUGUGGGCACUGCUGUCAUGAAUGGGGGGGGCACGUCGCCGAUGCCCCAGCUCGAGUCAUUUGUGACGGCGUUGGCGACGAGAACGAACGGCGUCGACGCGGCCGUCCGCGCGUGGCAAGUGACCCACCGGAUGUCGAUUACGUUCCACCUCAUGCACAACCGCUUCUGCCACCACGUCCACCGCGCCCACAAGAGCAACAACGUCAUGUACGUCGUGGACCUGGUCCGGCACGUUGUGGUUCAACGGUGCCACGACCCCCUCUGUGCGCACUACACGUCCCCACCAUGGCCCGUUCCGCCAGCUCUAUGUGCUACGUCGAUCGAAUCAUACUUCCCAGACGACGCACCCAGUGGUUGACGUCAGGUGUGGAUAAGCUGUUGUGUUUAUCCUGGACUAUAUCAAUAUGCGCAUGUAUUGCAACGUCGUACGACAUGUCCGAGAUGGCGUGGAUACUAUUGAGAGCGCCAAUUCAAACAUCGAGUGAGGCCGCAGUACCAUUUGGUGGAAGGGGCAACGCAAGGAGUGCUUCACGGGGUAGAUAAGUGUAGUUGAUAGGGCAAUUGCGAAACAAGAAGAUAUAAGGAUGGC